UACAGAUAAGUCUUACUUUAACCAGUGAUCAUGCCGAGAGGAAUAUUUCAUACUGAGAAGCUACAGUUUGCAAGGCAUGGUCUCAAAGUUGCUGUAGCAACACRGGGAUUUCAUGGAAGUCCAAUAUCCAAUGCAGUUCAGUAUUAUCCUAACCAAUCAGAGACAAGCAAAGAUAACAAACCAGUUGCUGUGCUGUUUGGUUGGUUACUGGCUAAAAGUAAACAUCUGGAGAAAUAUGGUGAAAUUUACCAGAAUCAUGGAGCAGAYAUCAUGACCGUACACUUGGAAGUCGCAGAGGUCCUUCGCCCUAAAAAAUCAGAAGAAACAGCAAUCCAAAUAUUAGAGCAACUAACGUCUUCUGGUGUCAACAAYAAGCCAAUCAUAGUCCAUGGUUUCUCAGUGGGCGGAUUCCUCUACAGCCAGCUUGUCAAUCAAGUUAUCAACACAAGCAAGUUCAAAUCUGUCAAGGAGAGAAUUCUUGGUCAAGUAUUUGAUAGCCCUGUUGAUUUUCAUGGAAUUCCAUAUGGAAUCUCUAAUGCUGCAACYAAGAAYCCAAUUCUACGCUCAGUUAUGAAAAAUGGAAUACAGUCCUAYUUGACACUCACUUCAAAAUACACAACUGACAUUUACUUGGAGCGUUCAGAGCUGUUUUAUAAUAUGCCUAUUCAAUGUCCCUCAAUGUUCUUGUUUUCUAAAAGCGACAUUGUAAGUGAUGCUGCAAGGAUUGAAGAAGUUUCAAAUCACUGGAAAAGUAAUCUGAAGAUUGAUGUCACUAAAAAAUGCUGGGACAAUUCACCMCAYGUUUCACAUUUUUAUACUCAUCCAGAAGAGUACAAAGACUUGGUAAACACUUUUGUAAAACAAGUUGUUUCUUAAUUGUUGUCCAAAGUUUUGGUGAUUUUUAAAUUAUUUGUAGGUGUUUUAUAUCAGAUUCUGUAAGUUAAGUUCAUAAUUUAUUAGAGUGUUUGUGUUUCUCUCGGCUUAAUUGCUACUUACACAACUUGACGUCUCUGAUUCACAGCCAAGAACACUGGAGACAUAUUUUGAGACAAAGAGAGAGCCCAGAAAAACCUUUGGAAYCAGGGUACAAAUUUAAAUACAGUCAAUACCAUGAAUUUGAUAAUGUUAUUCAGUUUCCAGAUUGGGCUGUAGAAGGGAGGGUUGUUUUGAAUUGAUUUAGAUUCAAGUGCAUCUUGCUCAUCAAUUUUUAAAAGCAGAGUAAAGUGGAAAUUACUUUGCAAUCUAACUCGUAUGUCUUUUAAACUGCAUAUAGUACAACAUUAAUAGAAUUGACUGAAUAAAAUAUUAUUUAUAAUAAUAUUUACGUAAACAUAUUGAAUUUUGCUUUUAUCAAAAAAGUAUCUAAAAGACUGGACAAAGCAAAUUUUUACAAAGUUUGACAUUCCUUAGCUGUAAACUCAACUUAUUUGUCUGAGACCAAAAAAAAA
Molecule: messenger RNA, 1448 nt
Organism: Exaiptasia diaphana
Lineage: Eukaryota; Metazoa; Cnidaria; Anthozoa; Actiniaria; Aiptasiidae
Product: transmembrane protein 53-B
Molecular function (GO): serine hydrolase activity
Source: RefSeq, a predicted model, not a curated record